GGUUGUGAAAACAGCUGCUCGUCGAUGCGGCGCCGCUGCUGGCUUUCCAGUGGGCCUUUCGGGUGUGUGUUAUUGUGCUCCCAACAAUCAAAUUCGCUUGCCUGCUGCCAUCGUGUCACAUUCGAUUUGGACGCGGGUAAGAAUGCAUUUCUAGCCGAUUGCAUUGCCGCUUGCUUGCUUCUAGAUGCUGUAUUGGCGUUUAGAUGCAAGGCAGCGCGUAGCCGAAACCCUUCGGUCACGGUGUAGGUGUAAGUCCCACAAGUGCAAUUAACCUCAAUCGCGAAAAACACAACAACACCAACAACAAACGCUGUCCCAAACUGCGGUCAAUCGAAUCGGGCCGAGCGAUAGGCGCGAACUUUCCGAAAGGCACACCAGCAGCAGUACGGUUUCUUCAGCGAUGGUUGUUGACCUCGAUCACCAGGAAGCGGAACCAUCGUCGGUGACAGCUGGACACGGACGAUCUGGUGUCGCAAAGUACGAAUUAGAAUGGAAGAACAUCUUGACGAUCGCGCACCAGACCGACAUGCCGGAAUUGAGGCAGCUCGCCGUCCGGGGUGAACUACGCGCCUCGCCAUUCCGGAGCGUUUGCUGGGCCAUAUUUCUCGGCGUGCUUGAGCCGCCCGGCACGGACCAGGCCUGGCCCCGGCAACGGUCCGAUGCACGGGCCCACUACCGCCAGCUGAAGGAACAGUUUGUGCUGAAUCCGCACCAGCAGACCACCGACGUGCGGGACGAUCCACUGUCGCAAUCGAAGCAAAGCCUCUGGAACCAGCACUUUUGUGAUCAGGAACUAUGCGCUGUGAUAAAGCAGGACGUCGUGCGCACCUUUCCCGGCGUGGACUUUUUUCGCAAACCGGCGAUACAGGAGCUGAUGACCAACAUUCUGUUCUGCUACGCACGCCAGUUUCCGGCCAUGUGCUACCGGCAGGGAAUGCAUGAGAUACUGGCACCGUUAAUAUUUGUCAUUCACAGCGAUCAGCAAGCCUUGGCACACAUACAGGAACUGCAUCCGGACAUUGAUCAAAAUCUGCUGACAAUUCUUGACCCACAGUAUCUGGAAGAGGAUUCCUACGCAUUAUUCGCCAAAAUUAUGUUCCAGAUAGAAUCCUUCUAUCGCAUCACGGAUGUCGUACCGACGGCGACCGGUUACUUCCCUGCGCAAACCCCGGGCAGCCCGAUGAAUUCCAGUCCGGCCGGUACUAAACGGAAGCCGGAAGUUGAGGUAGUGGAGCAGCUGAACUACAUCAAGGACAAAAUUCUCAUCAAAGAAGAUCUCCAUCUGCACAACCAUCUGCUCAAGCUCGACAUUCCGUUGGCCAUUUUUGGCAUCCGAUGGUUGCGUCUACUGUUUGGCCGGGAGUUUGCGCUACAAGACUUGCUGCUGCUGUGGGACGCAAUAUUCGGCGAAGGGGACGAUCUCGGUCUGAUUAACUACGUCGUCGUGGCGAUGCUGAUACGCAUAAGAGAUAAGUUAAUUUAUAGCGACUAUACAACCUGCCUUUCGUACCUGAUGCGGUAUCCUACCAACGUUGACAUCGCGCUCGUAAUACGCCACGCGCUGCACAUGAAAUCGCCCAAGGUGUACGAGCGACCGGCCGGAGCAAUGAUUUUCCUUUCCUCGCCGAAACGCCAAGCUCACCACCAGCAUCCGCAGUCUGGUGCGAUUGGUGCGCGUUCGAAAACGGCCGAACUGCCGCAACUGAAGUAUUCCACACUGCCAGCCGUUCAUCAGCGCCGCGGACAGGUCGUGGUGGAUGAUCAUCCGCUUCGAGCAGCUGCUGCCGCAACGGGGAUCGACGAUCGACAGCGAACCAGCUCACUGCCGAGAAACAGUGGCUCGAUGCGAAAGGCCACGGCAGUCGAGCUGCGCCAGGUGGCCCAUCAAGCCACUAAGAAAGCGAUCACGGACUCCUCCCAAAUGGAAGUUCGUGACCCGACGGUUACCGACGGCUACCGUGAGGAUGAUCCCGAGCUGUUGCGGAUUGAGCUGCAGAAUGCGUACAACAUUAUGUCGGUCGGGCGGGCAAAGUUGCUACAGUAUUUGGCCGUGCUGCGGCGCAACAUCCGGCCAACGAAUCCCGCGGGCGAGCUGCAGCAAUCGCUCGAAGGGAUAGAGGAAAUCUGCUCACUGCUGAAACCACGCUACGAUACCGUGUUUCGCGUACCGGCACCGAUCGAUCCCGCUACCGAAGCGAACGAAGAGCCGCAAAAGGCCAGAAAACCGUUGCCGGGCGUGGCGAAGUUGGUGCUGAGCGAACAGCAGGCACAGCAACAGCAGUUGCAGCCGCACCAUCCUAGCAACGUACAGCGCACGCAAACGCCACCCAGCAGCCUGAACCUCAUGCGCUCGUACAACUAUGAUCUGGAUUGUAGACGAAACAGUGCUUCACAGCCGAACAUCACGCAGUACGAAAUCCCGGAGGAUCGGUACAGCAAAAUAGCGACCAAAAAGCUCGCCAACCGGAAGGAGGUAGAGAUGAACGUGUUCACGAAGGAUUUCGCCGACCGACAUCGACGCGUGGAUGAUAAGGAUCUGCCCAGCACGAAUCCGCUCGGCAACUCGGAACGGUCGGAAUGACGAUUCUGAGCGGGCGCGCACUGUUAUGGUGGUGGUGAGGCAUUUUUUUUAUCCCGUACUAUACGUUACACCGCUUCCAUGCAGCUUAUUUGUAUUACGCUUUUAUUGGACAAAACACUGUUAAAUGAAGCUUGUUUUUUGGAUGGAAGUAAAGAAAGGGUUUUGCAAAAUGCUUUAAUUCGAUGCUGAAUUGUAAACGGCAGUUGCCGUUUCGGGUUUCUUGGCGCAAGAACACGUUCCCAGAAAUCUUGACGACACACACACAAAGACAAAAGGAACACCGAACAGCAAUUACAACGAUGGCGAAGAUGUACGGCAAAAUGAUGUGAUAUAAAUAAUCUUAACCGAUGGAAUAAAGUCUGUAGUUUGAGAAAUAUAAGCAUACGUGUUCAUGCAGUAGCACAAAAGUGCCCAUUUGUA
This is a messenger RNA of Anopheles gambiae (African malaria mosquito), 3001 nucleotides long. RefSeq names its product TBC1 domain family member 5 (gene TBC1D5). Gene Ontology annotation, molecular function: GTPase activator activity. Bases 401 to 2581 code for a protein of 726 amino acids. The transcript is spliced from 8 exons. Gene Ontology annotation, biological process: activation of GTPase activity. NCBI's taxonomy places the organism in Eukaryota, Metazoa, Arthropoda, Insecta, Diptera, Culicidae. The record is from RefSeq and is a predicted model, not a curated record.